AUGGCUUCGCUGAGUAACGAGGUGCCCGUUCCCGCGCCGGCUGGUGUAUCUGCAGCGUCAGCAGCAAAAACCGUUUCGGGGUUGGUGUCUAAACCGCUUGUGGCCGCCGCCGCAGCCGCUGCUGUGCACGGAGCCAGCCAGAUAGUUGACGAUGGAGGUGAUGGGGAGCGUUGCACGCUUCUUCCGGGGAUAUUUGGGCUCUCCAUCCAGCUGUUUCUGUGCAUUAUCUCCAUUGCAGUUGUGUUUAUCAAGUACAGGAUGGAGACUCCUAGGCGCUCUCUGCCCGCGUUUUUGAUGGACUUCAUCACGUUAAUGUGCGGUUCUGGGACUGUUCACGUGGUGAACAUCUUGUCUUCGAUUAUGAUUCAGCGCCUCCACGAAGGAUCCGAUGCAGUCGGUGACGAGUGCAACCUCUACUUCAUGACGACCCUCUUCGACGCAACGAUUGGGAUCUUUUUGGAGUACAAGAUUGUGCGUUAUCUGGCAAUUCGAAAAGAGGCGCACCACUAUUUGCAGCGCACCCGCAAGUCUGUGUUCACGCCCACCACUGAGGAGUUGGCUGACGCCACACGCAUCGCUACUGCGGCCCUGUCUUCUGGAUCCCCGCUUGGCAUGAAUGAAACCGACCUAGAGGGACACUUGCCCGACCGUGACGAGGGUGACCAUGUCUUUGAGUCGCUGGAAUUCAGCAUGGAGGGGGGCUGGCGUCGGCGGUUCUGGCGCCACCUCGUGCGGUUGGUGACUUCGCCCAACCAAUGGGCCCGCGACAUGGGCAAUGAAAAGUUUGUGGAGAACCUGUUAUCCUGGAUGGCUAUAGUUUGCAGCCUCAAGGUUUUCAGCAUAGCUGUUUUUGCUAUAUUUUCGGGGAGCAUCAACUCCAUCGGCGACUUCAUUUUGGGUUUCUUCGAAAAAAGACACACUUUGAAACUGUUAUUCGUCAUGGUAGGGGCUCCGCUGGUACUAAACGUGUUCCAGUAUUGCGUCACCGACACGAUCAUCAAGCUUAAAACAGUGGGCAGAUCGCAUAGGACCACGAAAAUUUAA
Messenger RNA from Babesia ovata, 1044 nucleotides. RefSeq names its product related to Vacuolar membrane protein. The transcript has a single exon. Bases 1 to 1044 code for a protein of 347 amino acids. Lineage: Eukaryota; Apicomplexa; Aconoidasida; Piroplasmida; Babesiidae. Gene Ontology annotation, cellular component: membrane. The record is from RefSeq and is a predicted model, not a curated record.